AUGGAUAGAUUCAAGUUGAUUAAGGAAGUUGGUGAUGGGACAUUCGGGAGCGUAUGGCGCGCUAUAAAUAAACAAAAUGGUGAAGUUGUGGCUGUUAAGAAAAUGAAAAGAAAAUAUUAUUCUUUCGAGGAAUGUAUGAGUUUACGUGAAGUAAAGUCUUUGCGGCGCAUGAAUCACCCUAACAUAGUGAAGCUCAAGGAGGUCAUAAGGGAAAAUGAUAUAUUAUACUUCAUAAUGGAAUACAUGGAGUGCAAUCUGUACCAACUUAUGAAAGACAGAGUCAAGCCUUUCGCGGAGUCAGAUGUCCGUAAUUGGUGCUUUCAGAUUUUCCAGGCUCUUGCUUAUAUGCACCAGAGGGGAUACUUUCAUCGUGACCUCAAACCAGAGAAUCUGCUGGUCAGCAAAGAUGUCCUAAAGCUAGCAGACUUUGGUCUAGCGAGAGAAAUUUCAUCUGCACCACCAUACACAGAAUAUGUGUCAACACGCUGGUACCGAGCACCUGAAGUAUUGCUCCAGUCAUCUGCUUAUGAUUCUGCAGUUGAUAUGUGGGCAAUGGGUGCCAUAAUGGCCGAGCUGUUGACACUCCAUCCUCUUUUCCCUGGCACAAGUGAAGCGGAUGAGAUUCUCAAGAUUUGCAACGUUAUUGGUUGCCCAGACGAGCAAACAUGGCCCCAGGGAUUGUCUCUUGCAGAGGCGAUGAAGUAUCAGUUCCCACAGAUCAGAGGCAAUCAACUGUCGGAGGUAAUGAAAUCAGCCAGUAGUGAGGCAGUUGACCUUAUAUCCUCUCUGUGCUCAUGGGAUCCUUGCAAGAGACCAAAAGCCGCGGAAGUUCUCCAACAUGCCUUCUUUAAGGAUUGUACUUAUGUUCCAGCUGCUGUCCGGCCAAAAGCUGCAGGUCCCCCUAAAACUCCUCCGGGUGUUGGAGUAAGAGGAGUUUCAGGACACAUUGCUCGGAGAUACUCCACUGGAGCUCUCUCCACAAGCAAACCUGCUGCAAACAUAUCUAUAAAACCGAGCAGCUUAUCUAAGAUCGGUGUGCAAAGAAAACUUCAAUUGGAUCGUCAGGCACCACAGAAGAGUACACGGCCCACUGAGAGUAACACCAAACAAACUACUAGUCGAGUACUGGCAAGGAAUAGCCCAGGGAACGCGAACCCGAUAUUAAGGCAUUCACGCAGUUUACCUGAAACUGGCCGGGCAACGGUUCAGAAGGUUUCGAGUAUCACCGAAAAGCUUGCUCAUAUGUCUGUGACCUCUCGAACACGCACGGCUGUGAAGCCCCCUGUCCCGCUGUUGAAGGCUGGGCAUCUCAAGUCAGACUUCCUCGGGAAAUCUGACGAAAUCCCUCCGGCAAAGAGAUUGACAAGAAAGUUGGUGAGCUAA
Messenger RNA from Triticum turgidum subsp. durum (durum wheat), 1383 nucleotides. NCBI's taxonomy places the organism in Eukaryota, Viridiplantae, Streptophyta, Magnoliopsida, Poales, Poaceae. The record is from the annotation of a GenBank genome assembly.